Messenger RNA from Papaver somniferum (opium poppy), 432 nucleotides. RefSeq lists its product as uncharacterized. The transcript is spliced from 2 exons. Lineage: Eukaryota; Viridiplantae; Streptophyta; Magnoliopsida; Ranunculales; Papaveraceae. Bases 47 to 400 code for a protein of 117 amino acids. The record is from RefSeq and is a predicted model, not a curated record.
UACGAACGCUAUAUACAGCAAUACUCGAAAUAUCAUUCAUUCAACCAUGGCCAAGAACAUCAGCAAGUUCCUCAGUUUCUUUUUAUUCGCUUUGAUUUCCAUCCCGACCUCUUCUUCGACCAGGAUGCUACUCCAGGAGGUUCAGGAAUUAGCACCUUUCUGCACAGAAUAUAACCCAGAUUUACGAUGCGCUACUCCCUGGGACCCAGAAUUUACAUGCCCAGCAGGUCAGCAUCCGUGCAGGAGCAACUGUGGAAUUUCAAAAUGCCUGGCACCUUUCUGUGCAGAAUAUAACCCAGCGCUACGAUGCGGUACCCCCUGGAACUCAGAUUUUACAUGUCCAGAAGGUCAGAAUCCGUGCAGGAGCAACUGUGGCAGAUCAAGAUGCCUCGCAAAUUAGAGACUUCAGGCUCAUUGUACCGCAGUUCAUAC